GCAAGGACUUCAAAAAUACAUCUCCCAGGACAACCUACGCGGACAGAGCAGCCCGUCUAGCCAAUGUGAGCAGAUAUGAGAGGCGUCCGCCCAUCAAAGCCAUAAAUUUAGCGGGUUUUUUUUUUGUUUUGUUUUAUUAUUAAUUGUUUUAAUAAAUUCGUCAACGUUAAAAUUGAUUGAGCAUCUAUAGCUUAUUAAUGACGAACGAUCCCUAAACAGCAAAUGGAGCGAUAUCUCCCCCCAGUCGUUUGAAUUAUAUAAUGUUCACAAUCCAGGCAUCUAACAUGCUAGGGUGUACCUGUUUGGGGGAGUGGGCUGGUCUUGAACAAAAACAGUGAUUCAAACUUGGAUUAUGAUGCAAUAAAACCUAUUAAUUAAAAAAGGGGUCAGUAAUACAAGAAGCCGCAGUUUAUACUGCAAAGUGUCUCGGUAAACUGCGUUUUGUGGUGCCUUGUCAGUGUUUUUGUUUCUUGCAGGGUAGCACCGCCCUUCCUGGUGGAGCUGCCACUCAGCAGGCAGAGGACCUGGUUAUCCCGGCCGGAGGAGCUACGCCACAGCCCAGCAGCAGCCAUUCGUGGAAAAAUAGGCCGUCCUUACCCGAGCCUCAGCCAGCCUCUGAAUCCAUACCGUCCGGCCUUUUUUCUUAAACUACUCCUCUCUGUGUUUUUAUUAAUGCGGAAUGAGUGAUCAAAAGAAAGAAACGAUGGCGACAGAAGGAGGGAAAUCAUCUGGUGGGGAUUAUGGCAAUAAAGGCAAAACUUCUGUAUUGCAGGACGCUCAACCCUCUCCUCUGGCACUGCUAGCCGCUACUUGCAGCAAAAUAGGAGGGGCUCCAGGUGAAAACCAGGCAGGGGGACAGCAACACAUUAUCAUCGAUCCCAGUCAAGGGCUUGUUCAGUUGCAAAACCAACCGCAGCAGCUGGAACUGGUCACUACACAGCUUGCUGGGAACGCCUGGCAGAUCGUCGCAGCAGCUCCGGCGGUAUCAAAAGAGAACAGUGCACAGCAAGGGGUUGCUGUGGUCACCAGUGCACCCGGCAGCAACAAUGACAGCAUCGCCACCAGCAAAGCUAAGACCGUCACCUCCAACAAUGUUACAGUGGGGCAGCAGCAAUUCCAAGUCAUUCAGGUGCAGAAUAUGCAGAAUUCGACCGGCGCCGUCCAGUAUCAGGUGAUUCCGCAGAUUCAGACUUUGGAUGGCCAGCAGAUCCAGUUCAGCUCCGUAAACCCCACAGCUCUGAACUUGCAGCACGACCAAAUUCAGUUCAUACCUGCUGGAAAUAACCAGGCCAUCAUCACUACGCCAAACAGGGCUACCUCUGCAAAUAUUGUUCCCCAGAAUGUGGCGAAUCAAGCGAUACCCUUUCAAAUCAGGCCGGGGAUGUCUUUCCCGUUGCAGUUGCAGACAAUUGCUGGCGCUCAGACUCAAAUGGUGACCACCGUACCCAUUAACAUAGGCGGAGUUACUUUGGCAUUGCCUGUGAUAAACAAUGUGGCCGCGGGAGGAGGGUCUCUCCAGCUUGUUCAGCCUGCUGAUGGUGGGGUCUCUAACGGAAAUCAGCUGGCAACCACGCCUAUCUCCAGUGCUGUCAGUAGCAUGCCGGGAUCUCCCUCCUGCACAACCACUGCAGCUGCGACCCUGUCCGGCAGUGACACUCUUGUGGUAAACUCUGCAGAAGCUGGACAGUACACCAACGCCUCCUCCACACCAGAAAGUGCAUCUGAACAAGAAUCUCACAAUGUCACGGGUAAUGAGCCUGAUGGUUCGAGCCCGGUUCAGGCUAACGGAUUGCAAACGGUUCAGGACCAGUCGAAUCAGAUUCAGCAGGUGCAGAUUGUGGGACAGCCCAUGCUGCAGCAAAUACAGAUCCACCAGCCCCAGCAACCGCUGAUACAGGGUCUUUCACAACAGGCAAUUCAGCUCCAGCCGGGGCAGACUGUUCAGCCUUUGCAGAACGUUCAGCUCCAGGCAGUGCAGAGUCCAGCCCAGGUGCUCAUUCGGGCCCCGACUUUGACACCGUCUGGGCAGAUCAGCUGGCAGACCGUGCAGGUGCAGAACCUUCAGAACCUUUCCAAUGUGCACUUGCAGAACGCAGGAAUGCCCCAACAGCUCACCUUUACCCCGGUGACCUCAAACGCGACAGGGAGCACGUUUGCCCAAAUCACGCCUCUUACUGUUGGUGGUACUCCCAUUACUUUAAAUGCUGCCCAGCUCACAUCGUUGCCCAACAUACAGACAGUUAACAUUGCAAAUCUUGGAGCUGCCGGGGUUCAAGUACAGGGAGUUCCCGUCACCAUCACAGGUGUAACAGGCCAGCAGCAGAACCAGGAUGGAGUGAAGGUUCAGUCCUCUCCAGUAACAGUAGCCGUGGGGAACAUUGCAAAUGCUGUCAGCCCCGACCAGAUCACACAAGUGCAAAUUCAGCAGACCCAGCAAGUCUCUGACCAGGAGGGGCAGCCAGGAAAGAGGCUCAGGAGGGUCGCCUGCUCAUGUCCCAACUGCCGGGAUGUAGAAGGAAGAAACAACAGCGAGCCUGGGAAGAAGAAGCAGCACAUCUGCCACAUCGAGGGCUGCGGGAAAGUGUAUGGGAAGACGUCUCACCUGCGAGCACACUUGCGCUGGCACACGGGAGAGAGGCCCUUUGUGUGUAACUGGAUCUUCUGUGGGAAGCGCUUCACCCGGAGUGACGAGCUGCAGAGACACCGGCGCACCCACACAGGUGAGAAAAGAUUUGAAUGCCUAGAAUGUUCAAAGAGGUUCAUGAGAAGCGACCACCUUUCCAAGCACAUCAAAACUCACCAGAACAAGAAGGGUGGUGCAGCCUUGGCUAUUGUCACCACUGAGGACAUGGAGGACACUGUGAACGAUGUCCUGGGCUCCCCACGGAUUGUCACCAUAACCUCGCUGUCCCAGGAUUCAAACCCAGCUUCCCCAAACGCAUCAAGCAACAUGGAUGAGUUUUAAAGAGGAAUUUGUAUACCUAGGUACCAAUUUGCACUCAAGGUUGCAUACCUUUCAAGAUAUGAAAGUGGACGGAAAAACAAAAUAAAAACAUGCACAUCAGAAGAUUUUGUUAUGGUAGAUUUAAAAUUAAAUAAAUGUAUAAUAACAGAUUCUAGUAAUACUGGCGAAUGCCUUUUAAUACUAGUAAAAAAUAAAUGAAUAAAUAAAAUAAGCACAAUGAUUCAGAAUAAUCAUAUAAAUGCAGUGGGUAUUUCACUAUAAAAAAAAAAAAAAAGUGUGGCAGAAAAUCUGUUUUUAUGCAAAACAGAGUUGCCAGUUUGCACCCCUUGAUUAACUGAAAUGUUAGGUUAAAAUAACUGGCCUUGCUCUUCUCGUUGAAAAAGGAUCAGAAAGUUGAUGGUAUCAUAAAGACAUACACGGGACAGGCCAGUAUGCCUGUGCUAAAUGUCUUCUGUUUAACAGAUUACGGCUUUCUUCUUUUGUUUUAAAGAAUACUUGACCGUAAGGUUGUGCCGAUAUUGUAAUUUUCAUACUGUGACGAUAACAUAAAAAAUAUCGUGAUAUUCGAUAAUACUGUCAUUUUUGAGGCCCCACACCACAUACAGAUUUGAGAACGUAAGACUCGACAACAUACCCGCCGUCAGUCCACCAAAAAACAUUUGCAAAGUCAAAACCAUGU
Molecule: messenger RNA, 3644 nt
Organism: Polyodon spathula (Mississippi paddlefish)
Lineage: Eukaryota; Metazoa; Chordata; Actinopteri; Acipenseriformes; Polyodontidae
Product: transcription factor Sp4-like
Exons: 6
Coding region: 680-2965 (761 amino acids)
Biological process (GO): regulation of transcription by RNA polymerase II
Molecular function (GO): RNA polymerase II cis-regulatory region sequence-specific DNA binding; DNA-binding transcription factor activity, RNA polymerase II-specific
Source: RefSeq, a predicted model, not a curated record